AUGAACUCCUUAACAAAGAAGGGACAUUACUUAUACAAGCUUCAGGCAGCCACCGUCAAUCAUUCUAGAGACCAAAUUAAGUUGCAUCUGUCAACGAUGGUGGAAGCAAAUAAGGACUGUUCCCCAGACAUGUGGAACACCUAUAAAUCCGCGUUUGGCGAUCUUAUUGAAAUCCUAGAUCCAAUUGCGUCCUCGGUACAAACAUAUGCGCAGCCUUCGACUUUAUAUUUUAGGCAGAAAUUGCAGAAUGGCAAGUCACAUUUAGCACUUGAUAAGCUUUUAGAUUCUGCUGGAGAUCUAACCCCGCAACUUGAGUCAUUCAAGAAGAAGACGAUUCAGAAGAUCCAGGCUAUGGACAAGCCCUUGCACUCGAUAUUUUUUAAUAACAGUUUACUUGACAAGGCAUUUUACACAUUCACACUUAUAAACAUCUUUGUUAUUGGAUUUAUCUUGGGUAAGUGCCCUGAAUGGUUCCAUGUUUACUAUACGUUGAUGUUUCUCUCUUUGAUGCCCGUAAGGUUUUAUACUUACUACAAAGUUAGAAACCAUUAUUUUAUGGCUGACCUUUGCUACUUUGUGAACUUUUUAUGCCUUGUGUUUUUAUGGGUUUCACCAGGUUCAGUGCAUUUAUAUCAGACCUGUUUUGCAUUUACGUUCGGAUCUCUUUCCUUUGCGGUUAUAACGUGGAGAAAUUCGUUUGUUGUACACUCAUUGGAUAAAGUCACGUCUUGCUUCAUACAUAUCACUCCUGCAUUGACGUGGUACGCUAUAACGCAUUUAAUUGAUGAAGAUGUUAAAGCAAUAAGGUUUCCAGCGGCCUCGAAAGCCAGCUCGCCAUCAUGGAUCUUAAAAACAAAUGUUUUCUAUACUUCAAUAUAUUAUUUGAUAUGGCAGUUGUUAUACCACUACUUUAUUACAUUAAAGAAAAAGGACAAGAUCAAAACUGGCAAACGAGUUACAAGUUUUGAAUAUUUGACUACACAUAGAUUCAAAGACCACUGGUUGGUAAAGCUCCCCCCUCCAUUUCCUAUGCUUGUAUACACAUUGUUCCAGUACCUAUAUCAGCUCACUUCAAUGAUAUUAUGUGUAAUUUGGUUUAAACAUAGCUUUGCAGCAGCUGGUUUCUUGCUAUUUAUUAUUUUGAUUGCAGGGCGGAACGGUGCUAAUUAUUACAUCGAUCAUUAUGGAAAGAGAUUUGAAAAGGAAGUCCAAAAGUUGAAACUACAGGUGGAAACUUUAUCUCAGCAGAUAGUUGAUAAAGAUAGUUCAUCACCUGAACUAAUGUUCAUCGACAGUGAUUUUGGAAGCCAGUCUUCAGGGCAAAGUGACGACGUUAUAUGGGAAAUGAAGGUAGUUAACUAA
Messenger RNA from Eremothecium sinecaudum, 1362 nucleotides. RefSeq names its product glycerophosphocholine acyltransferase (gene GPC1). The record is from RefSeq and is a predicted model, not a curated record. Gene Ontology annotation, biological process: phosphatidylcholine biosynthetic process. The coding region runs from base 1 to 1362 and encodes 453 amino acids. NCBI's taxonomy places the organism in Eukaryota, Fungi, Ascomycota, Saccharomycetes, Saccharomycetales, Saccharomycetaceae. The transcript has a single exon.